AUGAUUUAUGAGGAAUGUUUAGAUCUCUUUAAAAAUAAUUUAGAAAUCAAUAAAGCAUUCUUAGGUAGUAUAAAUGAAUCGAUGCCAUUAUUGGAUCAAAAGCAUCCUAAUUUUAUUGCAAAAUAUUCAUCAGAUACAAACAUGUUACUAGAUUCUCAUACUAAAAUCGACCUACUGGUUACAUCUCAUCUUUAUCCUUUUACCAAUAUUGGUAUUGUUAAUUUAACGCCAUCUAUUGACAAAUAUAGCUGGUGGGAAUUAAUUAAGCCUAAAUCUAGUCCAUUUGUAGAUACAAUAAAUAGAGAAAUAUACAAAACAUGGAAUGGUGAAGCAUUAAUUAAUUUCAAGUGGAAUAUAUAUGGAAAUAUAUCUAAAGACAUUAGAAAUCGACUUUUAAAAGCCACAAUUGUACUUGGAAUUAUUCACUUAAAUUUCGAACUUCGCCAGAUAUAUUAUGAUUCUAUUAAAUGGUUUAUAGAUCCCUGGAACUAUUUUGAUUUGGGAGCAGCAUUCGAAAUAUUUGGUGUUUAUUUUGUAAUUAUCGUUAGUGUUGCGAGGAAGAUAUCUUCCUUUUUGGUGAUUUUAUUCAUUUUACUUCUGAGUUUUGCUCAUGCCUUUUGGAUUCUGUUAAAACCAAGAAAAGAUUAUAGUUUAGAUGACCCUCCUGCAAACCAUGAUGAUCCUAAUAAUCCUUGGGAAUUAACUGAUAGAUAUAAUCAAGUACUACACAAUGGAACCAUAGUAUCAUUUGUUCAACAACCUGAUAAGAAUACGAAUAUGUUUACUAAUUACGGUACUUCACUUUUAUCAAUGUAUUUAUAUCUCACGGGCGAUUCAAAUGCUUUACCCAACUGGGAAUAUAGAGAUAAUUCACAACUUACUAUAUUAAUGGUUUUAUUCUCUUUAUUAAUUGCUGUGUACCUUAUGAAUUUGUUGGUUGGAUUACUCAGUAACGCUAUUGAAGAUAAUAAUAGAGCUUCGUAUUUUAUGCAAAAGGCGAAGAAAUUGGCAGAAAUCGAAUUAUUUUACUUAUUACCUAAUCAGAGACGCUGGAAAACCUGGUUUCCUGACGUUAUAUACUAUCACGCCAAUUUUGAAGAGACAUGUAGAGAAGUUCAAAAAGAUGAUUAUAAUGGAUCUAAAAUUGAGAAAUUGUCAGAAUUGAGGAAAGAAUUACGAGAAAAACAUAGAUGGUGA
Molecule: messenger RNA, 1197 nt
Organism: Funneliformis caledonium
Lineage: Eukaryota; Fungi; Glomeromycota; Glomeromycetes; Glomerales; Glomeraceae
Source: the annotation of a GenBank genome assembly